This is a messenger RNA of Cricetulus griseus (Chinese hamster), 1814 nucleotides long. NCBI's taxonomy places the organism in Eukaryota, Metazoa, Chordata, Mammalia, Rodentia, Cricetidae. The record is from RefSeq and is a predicted model, not a curated record.
GUUCCCUUCUGCGUUAGGACCUCAAACCCCCUGGUGCUAGAGAAAUCAAAAGAAAGAAUCUUCCCCUCAGUGCUUGAAUUGUGUUGUUAGAAUUGGUGUUUAAGCUGCAUUUCUGUGAGAAAUAACAAAAGUUCCAGAUGAGAGACCAAAAUAGCAUUCUUGGCAUGAAUGGCAAGUAAUGCGCCCUUCUAGAACAGGGUAGACGAAUUUAAAAACUUCAGAUAAUGUCUCAUGAUUAACAGAAAAGGGAUUUUCACCUAAAAGUACGUCAGCCUUAAACUAAACCGUAAUGGGUACAUUUUGAGUGCAUUAUCUCUGAAUGUUCAUAGUGACUUUGGACUUCACUCACUCAUUCAUUUUUCUACUGCAAUAAUAGUUAAAGCUUAUAUCACAGCACAACCGAGGGAAGGAGUCAGUUUUCCCAAAAGAACCCGGAGUGUCAUUCCCAGCAUAUAUCUUAUCGGACGAUUAACUUGACAGAAAUGAGCCCCUGGACAACCUACUUUAGACGGAAGAUGAAGGGUGCAUAUGCACACACUUGGUUAGACUACACCAAGUGUGUGGGAGUGCUGGUCAAAGUAUCAUGGCUGCCCUGUUACUCUGAGCUCUCCAUCCCUGGUUGGCUCACAAAGCAUUUUCUUGAUCAUGUCAGGAUGGCAGGAGAGGCCUAACUUCAGUGCCAAUCUUUCACAGCUGCAGCAGGUCUAAGAUCCCAUGGCUGGAAGUUAUGGUGUGAUGGGUGAUGAUGGUUCUAUGGAUUACACAGUCCACGAAGCCUGGAAUGAAGCCACCAAUGUGUACUUGAUAGUGAUCCUUGUUAGCUUUGGUCUCUUCAUGUAUGCCAAGAGGAAUAAAAGGAAAAUUAUGAGAAUCUUUAGUGUGCCACCUUCAGAAGAAACCUUGUCAGAGCCCAAUUUUUAUGACACAAUGAGCAAAAUUCGCUUAAGACAACAGUUGGAAAUGCAUUCCAUUUCAAGAAAGUAUGAGUACCAACAACCACAGAGCCAAGCUGACAGCGUGCAGCUCUCGUUGGAAUGAAACUUCAGACUCAGCACCUGAAGUGACAGUGAAGCAGUGUGGCAGCAAGUUCCUAAUCCCCUCCCUCAAUCAUGACCAAAGGCAUUUAAUAAACUUGUCACUUCAGGUCAUCCCACCACACCAACCACACCCCCCCACCCCUGCCUCGGUUUUCUUUUGCUUCUUCUAGGGCUUGCUGCAUAAGUACAAAAACGCUUAGAAGGAAGAUGCUCUGUGAUUAGAGAUGAGGGCCUUCUCUUUUCAGGAUCUUUGAUGUCUUCAGGAUACAUCAAAAAAUAUAAACAUGUCUUUGGAAGCAAGAACCCUAUAGUUAAUGUCACUGAUUAGAAUAUUUUCAGAGUUAAAUAUGAAAUUCUAGCUAUUUGAGGUGGUUUGCUGUUAGGUUGUGCUCUGUGAUGAUGAGUUUAACAUCAGUAACAGACUGAUUUGUGUUGCUUUCACUAUCGUUACUGGCUCUGAGUUGGUGACCUUUGCUUCACAACUUGUGUGACACACCACUGAAUUUGUAUUCUCUUCUCCAUCAUGAAGCAUGGCCGGUCUGCUGGUUGUAGAUGCGUUCUGUAACUGGGUUUGCUUCCCUUUGAUUGUAUCCCCAAAAACUUGUUAUUUUGUUUCUGAUCGCAAAGUCCCCUUGCCUCCAUAGGGCUCUUUGAGGCCAUGCUGUUAGACAAAGAGACAUCUGUCUUGCUGUUGGCAACUUACUUUCCCAUGUUUCUGUCACUGUUGAAAGUUAUUGUCUGGUGUCUUCUGCAUUUUAAAGCUUUGUUGAAGACCUA